Molecule: messenger RNA, 4642 nt
Organism: Oryzias latipes (Japanese medaka)
Lineage: Eukaryota; Metazoa; Chordata; Actinopteri; Beloniformes; Adrianichthyidae
Gene: nlk1
Product: nemo-like kinase, type 1
Biological process (GO): protein phosphorylation
Molecular function (GO): ATP binding; MAP kinase activity
Source: RefSeq, a predicted model, not a curated record
UUUUAUAACAUAUACAUUUAUUUUCAACCCAAAUGAAUGUGUUUUAUUGCAUUUUAAUGACUUUGUCAUCUUGUCUCAAAAAUGUUUAUAUAAUACUAGAAACAAACGCAUUACAAUUCCGUCUCCGUUGUUUAAUAAUCAGCUUUCCCUCUCGGCCCUGUGUGGCGCGUGCCGUCCCCGCGUGCCUCCUCUUGUCUGCAGUCCGCAGGUGUCGCUUUGUCUCAUGGUUGGAUGACGCGGUGCUCAUUUGCAUUGUGCCGUAUUUCGAUCUUUUGUUCGGCUGUUACAGAACCCGAGCGGAACCUUCUGAUUUGCCGGGUCCCAGUUGUGGUCCCGACAGGCGCGCUCCCGGUCCAACGGUUCGGAAGCUGCAGAGUUCGUUGACGUUGUUUACAGUGCGCCCCUCCCCCACUGGCACCGAGACUCCUCCUCCCUUUCCGCUAGCUUUAGCCGUCGCUGGUGGGGGGAAAUAAUGGCCAGAACCGCCGUUUGGCUGAAUAGAAUAUGAAUAUUUAGAGCUCGCUGGGCGAGCUCCCAUCCUGUUUUUCUGUUAGAGGGAGACUAAACCUGAAAUUGGAAACAAAAAUGGCGCGAUGGCCGGCUAAAGAGCAGCUAGCUGCCUGGCUAAAUCUCUGAGUCUGAGCUAGCUGCUAUCCGGCUAGCUCCGGCUCGUCGAGGGUCCAGUUCGGCCGGUUUCCCCGCUCAAGUCCGUUUUCGUGCCAUGUCAGCAGCUGUUUCACGGAGCCAGGAAGCUGAUGGGUCCUGCUGAGUGAGGAGCGCGGCUCGCCAGCAGCAGGAGCUCGGUGGUCCGGUUCGGGGUUCGGUACGGCGGGAGGAUGACGUUUCACGGCGCCGGCAGGCAGACCGUCUGUGGAGACCUGUUUCCGGGCUCUGAGCUCGGUCACAAGUAUUUCUGCGUCAGCUCCUCCUGCGGGGCUCCGUCCACGGGCCUCAGCGCCACGCCGUGCCUGACCGGACCCACCGCCCCGGCGGGGACCCCGCGGCACCCCACCGCUCUGGGAGGAAGCGCCGGCGGAGGAGCGGCGGUACCGCAGCCCUUCAGCAACCCGGCGAGCGAGGUGCCCAGCCCCGCCGAGAUGGAACCGGACCGACCCAUUGGAUACGGCGCGUUCGGUGUCGUUUGGUCUGUGACGGAUCCUCGUGACGGCCGGAAGGUGGCUUUGAAGAAGAUGCCCAACGUCUUCCAGAACCUGGUCUCCUGUAAGAGGGUCUUCAGAGAGCUGAGGAUGCUCUGCUUUUUCAAACACGACAACGUUCUGUCGGCUCUGGAUAUCCUGCAGCCUCCACAGAUCGACUGCUUUGAGGAGAUAUACGUGAUCACAGAGCUGAUGCAGAGCGACCUCCACAAAGUCAUCGUGUCUCCUCAGCCGCUCACCACCGACCACAUCAAGGUCUUCCUGUACCAGAUCCUCCGAGGUCUGAAGUACCUGCACUCGGCGGGGAUUCUGCACCGAGACAUCAAACCCGGAAACCUGCUGGUCAACAGCAACUGCCUGCUGAAGAUCUGCGAUUUCGGGUUGGCGCGCGUGGAGGAGCCCGAUCAGUCGCGGCACAUGACCCAGGAGGUGGUGACCCAGUACUACCGGGCGCCGGAGGUGCUGAUGGGCUGCCGGCAUUACGGCUCGGCCAUCGACGUCUGGUCGGUGGGCUGCAUCUUUGCAGAGCUGCUGGGACGGAGAAUCCUCUUCCAGGCUCAGAGCCCCAUUCAGCAGCUCGACCUGAUCACGGACCUGCUGGGGACCCCGCCCCUGUCGGCGCUGGCGUCAGCCUGUGAGGGGGCCCGAGCCCACAUCCUGAGGGGGCCCCACAAACCGCCGUCCCUGUCGGUGCUGUACAUGCUGUCGGACGGGGCCACGCACGAGGCCGUGCACCUGCUCUGCCGCAUGCUGGUCUUCGACCCGGCCAAGAGGAUUUCGGGCAGCGACGCGCUGUCCCACCCCUACCUGGACGAAGGCCGGCUGCGGUACCACACCUGCAUGUGUCAGUGCUGCUACUCCGUUCCCAGUGGGCGGGUCUACACGCGGGACUUCGAGCCGGUGGCAGAGCGGCCGUUCAGCCACAGCUACGAGAACAGCCUGCUGUCCGUGUGGCAGGGCAAAGAGCUGAUCCAUCGCUUCAUCACAGAGCAUCAGCAGGGCAAGAGAGUGCCGCUCUGCAUCAACCCUCAGAGCGCCGCCUUCAAGACCUUCAUCAGGUCCACGGCGUGGCACUCCUCCAAGGUGUCCCGGAAGGAGGAGAGAUGAGGAAGGAGCCCAUCCACCAGGAAGACUCUGGGCUGUUUUGUUUUUGUUCCUCCUUUGUCCAGAGGGGAAAUGACACGCCCAACAAGCCCCGCCUCCUGAACACCCCCCCCCCCCCCUCUCUCUAAUUUAUGAUUUAGUUGAGUGAAACUGUUUGACGGGAUCCCAGGUUCUCAGCAGUUCAGCUGCUUGAAGGAAUGGAUUCGUUAAAGGACUGGACUCUGCAGGACUCCGGACCGGACCGGACCGCACUUCCAUCAGCGAGCAGAAACUCUGACACUUUUCUGUUCUGCGUCGGUGUUGAAGUGGUUCCAGCUGCAGUACACGCCCCCCAUGGGCGGAGUCAACGCUCUGAGCGCGCUCUGUUGCCAACAUGUUUUUGAUCAUGUGACCACCCAAACGCCACAAAGUUUUUUUUUCUUUGUUUUGUUUUCUCAGAGUAUUCAACUCACUGUGUUCUCGCCAUGGCGGCGUUCCUAAGGGUUGCCUAGACGACAGAUGUAGCAGCCUAGAGCAGCUGGUGUUCCUCCUCAUUUUGUGGUCCAGGAUCCUGCAGUUUUAUUUUGAAAAUCCUAACAGGAAAAGCGGGUUUUGCUCCGCAGCCAAGUCGACCUGCGGCGGCUUCUUCUGCGCUUUAAGCUCGACGAUUUUCUGCCGGAUUGGCGGCGUUUUGGUUUUCCGCUCAGCUCCUUUACCUGCAGCGGUCCCGGACCCGCCCCCUUCACCUCUGACGCUCCUCCUCUGCCGGUUCGGUUACCUCAAACCCUCUGUAAUAAAGACACGGGGCUCCCCAGGGAGCGUCUGCCCCGAACGCGCCCCUGCAUCUGUAACGCCAUUCCUCCAGACUCUACUUACCUCAAAGUGGCUCCGGGCCUCGGCCCGCCGGGCGUCUGACCGAAGGAGGUUGUGGGUGAAAUGCUGCUGCUGAUUGUGUUUAGUUCAAGGCUCAGGUGUCCCGCUGUAGAACUGUAGAAACUGUAAAGCUCUGGUUCUGGUGGUUCCAAACCAGGAGAACUGAAGGCUUUGGCCCGAGGACUGAAGGUUCCUCCAGCCCGUCCUCCAAGGAUCCGGUUCCACUGAAGAGCAGAACUUUGUGUUCUGAACUUGAGCUCAAACCAAUCGUUACUGCAGGACGUGACCCAGAACCCGGUUCUGAUCGGGUUUAACCAGCAGUCAAUCACAUGUUUCCCAACCACGUCGUUAAGUUAGCUGCUCUAGCUAAACUAUUAGCUUUAGCUUAAAAUGGCCCUAAAUUCAGAUUCAGACAGAAUUCUUCCUUUAAGUCACUAAGACGUUUUUCUCAAACUAAGAUUAUUUUGCUACUGAAAAACUUUAAUAUUUUCUUCACAUAAUACAGAACAAGGUUUAUUUUCUUUCUUCAGAUUCAGUCUUUGCAGCGUAAAACUUCGUCGAGCUAACAGGAAGUAGCGGCGGCAGCUUUGCUAGCAUAAAUGUAGCUGCUUCUGGGUCAAAACAAAGAUGGCCGCUGUUCGACUCUGGUUUGAGACUCUGGCUUCACUCUGGAGCAGGUUUCAGAAAUCCAGCUCCAAGUUAUCACAGUGUUGAACCCAGCUGAACAGUGAGGGUUCUGGUCGGGUUCCAGAUGGGUCAGGAUCUGAAACUGUGGACGCGAGUCUGGUUCUGAUCUAUUCCAGUGUUGGUGAUCCUGAGUCCUGAACGUUCACAAACGUUUGGAAAAAGAGCCAAACCUGACCGGGUCUCUGCUGACCCGCUUUGGAGAGAACUGGAUCUCAGUCGUUUCAGUCAAAAACCUUUUCACAACCCAAGUCUUCAGGUUGGAGGAAGGUUCUGGAGGAACCUUUAGCUUCUGGAGCUGCCGGGUCAGUCUGGACUCCCAGCAGGCGGGUCAGUCUGGACUCCCAGCAGGCGGGUCAGUCUGGACCCCCAGCAGGCGGGUCCCGCGCUCCUGUACUUUGGUUCCAGUGGCGAUGGGUUCCUUUGACCCGGAGCUGGUUUUUAGUUCUGUUGUGAUCAGGUUAGACGUCAAUGAUCGUUUUCUAGAGCGCCGGAUGAUGUCGAGGCCCUCGGCUCUCCAGGCUCCGCCCCCUCGUCAUGAGGUCCUUUCAGGUCAGCGGCUGCUGCUGGACCCGGUCGACCCGUCUCGUCUCCCCGCUGCAGUCCCGGGACGGGCCGCGGCGUGCGCUCGAGCAGAGCGAGGCGGCGGCCCCCGUCUGUAGAGAUUAGAUGGUUUCCUGCAGCAAACUGUUGAUGUUUCUUCUUCUGAAUUCGAUGUUUCUGUGUCUGUUUUAGCUCCAAGGGUUUUGGACUCGUGUUCCCAGAAAAUACUUGAAUUUCUUAUCAAAUGUUUAGUUGAAGUAGUGAAUGACUAAAUAAAGGAACGGACACUGGACCACAGCCUC